UCGGUCGAAGGUCACGUGUUAUCGUGACGUCAACGAGGCCAUGAAUUUUUUACUACACAGCUUUACAGAGAAGGAAUAUUGACUAUGAACAGUAUAAUGCAAUGUGAUUUUGUGAUGCUUUUGCAUUUUAUUUAACGUGAUGUAGCAAAUUCAAGAAAUGGUUCGAGAAACCAGAUAUCUCUUAGUUGGGAAUUUACCCGAAAAUGUUACCGAAGAGGAGAUAUCGGAAUAUUUUAAAAGAUUCAGUAAAAUACAAAGUGUGAAAAUUCAUGGAAAAAAGGAAAGUGAAGAUUUUGUUUGUGCCACAGUUGCUUUUGCGGACAUAAAGUCUGCGUCAAAGGCUAACAAUGCGGAUAAUUCUUUAUGUGGAAAAGUUUUAACGACAGCGUAUAGUGAAGGAUCUGCUACAGGAAGUGUUGUUAAGAGGACAUUGGACGAUGCUCGUCCCAGUUUUAGUGCUAUUAGGCCCAGUACCUUUCCAAGGAAGGGGCCUGAAGAUGGUGAGGUAUAUGAAGGGAGGGACUAUUAUUCCAGCCAGUUAGGACAGUAUAAUACAGGGUACACAGAGGAAUACCAACGGGGCAGGCCUCGUGAUCGAUUCCCACCACGUGGAGGAGGAUUUAAACAAUUUGACAGGGGAGGACAUCACCAAUGGACUGCUGGAAGACGAUUUGGAGAAGGUCACAGGUCAAAUUCAUCUAGCGAUCGAGAUGCCUUUGAAAAGCCACGACCUCCACAAUCACCUGCUAGAUCAACAUCACAGACGAGCAGAAAAAGUCCAAAAAUGAAGCGAAAGCAAUCAAAUUCUACUAGUCGUUCAAGGUCAGGAUCAUCAGAUUCAAGUUCAAGUAGUAGCUAUAGUGACUCGUCUUCUGACAGCAGCAGGUCAAGGUCAAAAUCUGGAAGCAGGAGUGGUUCUCGUGCAGGCAGAUCCAAAUUACCGUCCACAGGGUCACAGGUCAAGUCGGGGAGGUCAAGGUCACAAGAAUCUAUAGGCAGUGACAACACAGAAACUACAGAGGGUGGAGGUCGCCCACAUGGUAUUAGAAUCACCAACCUUCCUGGACGAUCUAGUGACACCAGCUUACGAGAUGGACUUUUCCACGAAUAUAAAAAAUACGGGAAAGUGAAUGCUGUGCAGAUCUCAGGAAAUGGGGAUGGUCGAUACGCUAUCGUCAGCUUCAAAAAGUCAGAAGAUGCUCGUAAAGCAAAUGUGGCCUCUCAGGACAAAAGAUUCUUUGGUGCAAAUAUCAGAGUAUCGGAGCACGAGGGAAUAGAUGUUGAUGACGCAGAAUUCCGUCCCCCAGAAGCUGAGCUGGAUGAGCACCACCCUAAAGCUACUAGGACAUUAUUUGUUGGAAAUCUGGAGAAAGAAAUCACCAUGGAAGAACUGAAGGACAUGUUUUCUAAAUAUGGAGAUAUUUUGGACAUAGAUGUUAAAAGGCAAGGUGCAAUAUCAGCCUACUCGUUCAUCCAGUUUACAGAUAUACGGAGCGUAGUGAAAGCUCUCAGGGCUCUGGAUGGUGAAACCAUGGGAGGAAUGAAGUUAAAGCUUGGUUUUGGUAAGAGCAUGCCUACAAACUGUGUCUGGGUGGACAACUUAGCCGACACUGUUCAGGAGAAAUUCCUCUUUAGACAGUUCAAUCGCUAUGGCCCAGUGUCUAACAUGGUUAUUGACAGAGAACGAGGCAAAGCUCUUAUUUUCUUCAGUAGUCUGGAAAGUGCACAGUUUGCUCUCAGUGAAAUGAGGAAUAGAAUCUUAAACGGCCAGAAAAUUCAGAUUGAUUUUGGCAGCAGAGACUGCCAGACGGAUUUCUAUGACAAAAUGGAAAAAUCUGGUCAGUUGAAGCCUGGACAGAGGUCAAGUGUAACUUACCAGAGACAAACAAGUGAUACCCAGCGGCCGGAGAGGGGUAGAGGAAAAUUUCCAUUUCCAAGAGGAAGAGGUUUUGUCAGAGGUGGGCGUGGUGGUCGAUAUAUUGCUGGCCACACUGCAGGAUAUGGUGGCAAAGAAUACCAUGAGGACUACAAAUGGCAAAGGUAUAAUGAAGAAUACAGCCAAAGCAGCGGUGGAGGUGGGACUACAUUUGAAGGUGACUUUGAAACCGAUUUACACGCAUAUAGAACUCAGCGAGAGCGUCAGCGUAGUUGUAGUCCUGACCAAUAUAGUGAUGAUAUGUAUAGUGAAUCGUACCGUGAAUAUAAAACAAGGUAUGCCGAAUAUCCUGGAGGCGGAAGUCCAGGGAGUGACGAAACUUACGACUAUAAAAAUAGAGACGAAAUAUAUUAUAAGGAACGAUAUGUGAUAGGAUCUCGUGAAGCUAGUCCUGAGGGAUCAUUUCAUGGUCGUGAGUGGAGUAAUUCUCCCACACGAAAUCGGGUGAAAGACCCUGAAAGAAACACACCACCGACCCCUCUCGGAGGGGAAGAUACUCAGGACUUUUCAUCGCACGAACAGAGUCCGUCUGAAAUGGACACUGAAAACAAACGAUCAGGAAAAGAUGAUUUUGAUAUAACAGACGCUGACAUUCAAGAAUUACGAACAUCUAAUAAAUAUAGUGCUCAUAGGAAAGAAUCUUUAUCACGGUCGGAGGAAAGAUAUGCUCGCAAGCGAUCAUACGAUGACUCUUUUACACGAGACUCAUUAUCUAAAGAGGAUCUUAGUGUUCGGAAAUUAGACAGACAAUUAAGUCAUGGAAGUCACGAUAAACUAUCAGAAUCUAAGCGAGACUUGUUUAACAAAAUGAAGAAACUUCAGUCAGAAAUCGGUAAUAAAAGUGAAGGACAAUGUAGUUCUAAUAGUAGUGAUUCUGAUCGAGGUUCGUUAACAGGCGGGGAUCUAUCAAAGUUAAAACAUGAACGACAACUUCUGUUGGAGAAAAUUAAAAUGUGUGAAGAUACUAAUAUUAGUGACACUGAUCGUUUGGAUAAAUCCCCAUUAAAAAGGCCAAGGCUGGAUCCUUGGUCAGGGAAAAGUGCAAGUGGACAAAGACUUCAGAGUGAACUUGGAAGUGUGAUUAUGGGACCUAAAAAAGAGAAAUCAUAUGAUGUUUCCCAGAGCUAUCGUAAACAAAUGGAAACUAUACGUAAAAAUGAAGAAAAAUCUGUGAAAGAUGACUCUUUUAAAUCGAAAAAGAACGAUAUAUUUAGCUAUGAGGAUGAUAAGGAGGAUUUAAUACCACAGGGAUUACUUUCACCGAAAGAUGUACCAACAGCAUUUGUGAAAAAGCGUAAAAAGACCGAGGUGUCCGAUGAAAAAAGCAGGAUGUACCGUCAAAAACGUGAAAUAGAGGAUGAACGUAUGAGCAGUGACAAUGAGGAAAGUGCUAAAAACGUAACACGAACUGAUUCAGUGGGUUCAUUAGGGAGUAUACGUCGUCUUUCUAGUGGACAUUCCUCGCCACGGACACCUAUUACAGGUCAUCUGUCUCUUGAAAGUAUUGAUCAUAGACUAAGUGAAUCGGAACAGUCAUUAAUGUUUAAGAAACUUGACUCUAGUAAGCGACGGAGUAAAGAUGAUCAUUCUACUAGUCCUGUGAUUAUUCCUUUAGGAGAGGACAUUUUAGUAACGGAUAUUCCCGAUCCCCGUGUGCCAAAAGUAAAAUGUGAAGAAGAUUUCUGUCUUCCUUUACCAAAAUUUGCAGAGUAUACUCCUCCUGUUAAACUUAAUUCACCACACUCAGAAAAUUCAGGAGAUGUUUCGAAAGAAGAUUCUCCAUGUUUUUCACCUCCGAGUAGUGGUAGUAAGAACGAAUCACCACAGCUAUCACCGAAUGAUACUAAUUCUGAGGAGUCGCAUACUCUUAGUAAUCAAGAGCCUACUUACAUACCAGAAGAAAUUUCAAAUAAUUCAAAUGAACCAACUAUUGAUACAUUGGAAAAUCAGGAUAUGGAAACAGUUAAACCUCAUACGGAAGUAGAUUUGGAUGAAGGGUUAUCUGAUGCUAGUGAUCAUAAUGACGAUUUUUGUCUUGAAGAGCGCAUUCGUAAACUGGAUGAAAAACUCAAUCAGCUUCCUACAACACAACCAUCUAAACUAGGAACUGAAAAUGUGUCAUCUACGUCAAUUGGAAUAAAUAUGUCAUCGUCAAAUCCACCAACAAACAUUUACUCUAAAUUUAAGAUCAAGAAACGUCAAGAUUCUAAUGGAGUAGGUCAGGAAGAAAAUAGUGAAAAGGGAGAUAAACCAUCAUCAGAAAUUGUAAAAACAAUGCUUAAUCGUAGUAGUAUAUUUGAUCUCGACUCUAAGAGACUAGAACAAAUUAAUGAGAAAUAUUCUCCGAAUAUGAAAUCGGUUGUGUCGAAUGCUGACGAUUCUCCUAAAGGUGUGACAUUACGGACUAAAGCAGAGACAAAGGAAAUGCCUUUGUCUACACUGCCGGGAUCGUUAGCUGGACGUUUAGGGAACGGUGGGUCGUCAUUCCCAACGUUGUCAGUCAAUACUCAACCAGUUGUUCCGUUAAGUGUUAAAAUUGAUGAUAAACCAGUGAAUUCAUUAUCGCCAGGAUCUUUAAAAGGACCUUUUUCACAUGAUCAAAAUUCUCAGGAAAAUAAAACUGCUGAUAUGUGUUCAUAUAAUAGUGACAAUAGAAUAUAUAAUAUAUCUGAUCGUAUGGAUGUACAAAAUCCUGUAACAAUUAACUAUUCUCCGAGAUUUAAUUCUAUAGACAAUGGAAUAAAUAAAACAUCUUUAGCAACGUUGUCAACGAGAACAAUCGUAGAAUCAGCAAUUGAAACGGCUGAGAAAUCGGACAAUCUUUCUCCAGUUGAUUCUAUUGUUAAAUCGGAUCCUCGUUUAAAUUCUAAGAAUGCGUUAUAUAAUAAGACUAAUAAAAUUGCUGAUGAUAAUUUGGAUUUUAAUAAGAAACUUGAUACGAGAAAAUCGCCAUCUAAAUCUCUAGAUAUGAACUCAUCUAAAAUAGAAAUGAAAAGUGAAUCUGGACUUAAAAACGAUAUAGCAUCUGAUCAUAUUUUGGGAAGUAAAAUAUCUAAAAGUGAUAAUGUUGAGGAUUCAUCAGCAGAUAUUUCAUCAUCUGUUUCAAUUGAACGUAAACGUAAAUCAGAAACACCUUCAAAAAAGGAUAAAAUUAAAAAUGCUGAGAGUAAGACAAAUUCACCAUCUGAUACAGAUAAGGAAAGUUCUAAGUCUGAAGUCAAAAGUGGAUCAGAAAGCCCAGAAUCUAAGAGGGCGAAAAUAUCGUCACCGGAGAAAGACAAAUCUGAAACAAAUUCACCGACUCACAGUGAAAGUGCUAAAUCGGAUAAACUUAAAAAAGACAGUGAUAAGAAAAACAAAGAAAGUAAAAAGAAAGACAAAUCUGAGUGUGAUUCUAUGAACAAAGAUAAAGAUUUUAAUGAUAAAAAAGAUAAGGACCAUGAUGGUGAUAAAACUAAAAGUUCCGCUAAGAAUGUUGAAAAUGAAACUAAGAUUGACGAUAAAUCAGUAAAGUUGCCUUCUGAUCUUGUUAAAAAGGAACCUCUUAAUAAGACUGAUGGAAAAGAUGCUGAUAAAUCUCAAAGUAAAAAAGACACUGAUAAAAAAACUGAGCAUAAUACGACAAAAAAGGAAAAGAAAAGUGAUGGAUCUUCAUCUAAGAAGUCUGCAGAGAGUAAAACAGAUUCAGCUCAUAAGAAAGAGAGUAAAUCUAGUGAUUCUAAGACCAAGGAUAAAACGAAAUCUAGUCAUAAAACUAAAGAUUCCUCAAAACAAAAGGAAGGAAAGUCAUCUGGAAAAGCAUCUAAAAGUGGGUCAACUGAGAAAGUUGAGCAGACAAAAGAUCAAGUAAAAGAAACUGUAUCAACCACAGAAAAUACCGAUAAAAAGGAAUUGAAAGAAAGUGAGAUUAAAAGUUCAGAAAAAUCUCAAGAUGCUUCUAAAGAUAAGACUGAAAAAUCAAGUGAAAAUUUAAAGGAGAAAGAGAAAUCAACAGAUGCAUCAAAGGAUAAAACUGUACCAACCACUAGUGAAAAACCAAAAGACAAAUCUAAUGGUGACAAUAAACAUAAAGCUAAGCUCGAUAAGUCUAAGGAUAAAAGUGGCGAAUCAGCAAAACAUAAAGCUAAAAGUGACAAUUCUGAACAGCACAAAAAUAAAUCUAGUCAUGAUAAUUCAAAAAAGGAAAAGUCAGCAGAAAAAACUAAACAUACAAAGCCCAAGGACAAAACCUCAUCAGAAAAUGUUAAAUCCAAAGACAAAUCUGCCGACGCCAAGCAAACAUCUGUAGAAAAGCCAUCAGAACCUGAUAGUAAUGUUAAAAAUGAAUUGAAAGGGGCUGAUAGUGAAUUGGUGAAAAGUGCUGAGAAAUUAAAGUCAUCUGAUGAUGUUAAGACAAAAGAAAAAUCUGAGAAUGGAAAACAGAAAGAAAAAUCUGGUAAUGGUAGCACUUUUAAAAAAGAGAAAAGUGAAAACGAGAAACCAAAAUCAACAGAUUCCUCAACUAAGACCAAAGAAAAGACGAAACAUGCUGACGGGAGUCAUGGGAAAAAGUCAAAGGAGGAUAAAUUGAAAUCUACAACAGCAACAUCCUCUUUAGACAAACCAACAAAGGACAAAAGUCAUAAGGAUAACAACAAGAAAGAUGAAGACAGAUCGAAGUCAGAUGCCAAGAAAGAGGGAAAUAGUGACAACAAAAGUUCUAACACUAGUAAAAUGUCAAUUGACAGUUCUAAUGCUAGCAAAACCUCAACUGAAACUAGUAAAACUUCAACUGACAAUUCUAAUGCUAGUAAAAGUCCUACUGACAGUUCUAAUGUUAGUAAAAGUUCAACUGACAAUUCUAAUGCUAGUAAAAAUUCAGCUGACAAUUCUAAUGCUAGUAAAACCACUAAUGAGGGAUCCAACUCGUCAGACAAGAAAGAGAAUAAUGGAAAUAACCAUGACAACAAGUCAGAAAAUAAAUCGGAAAAAUCAUCUGAGAACAAGAAUGAUGGUAAAAGUGAGAAUAGUUCAGGAAAUACCGACUCACUGGCGAAAAGUUCUGAUAAAUCUGAGUCAAAAAAGGAAAGAAAGAAAAGUGGAGAAAAAUCAUCGAGUAAAAGCAGUGGUAAAAAGUCUAGCUCAGAAAAGAAAUCUGAUGGUAAAUCUAGUGACAAGAAAAGUUCAAAGAAGGACAAGGAAAAUAAAAGGGAAGAAAAGAAAGAAGAGAAGAAAUCGCCAAAGGAAGAUAAGCAUAAAAGUACACCCAAAAAGGAAGUUGAAUUUGAUUGGUCUGCUUGGGUGGAGGAACCAUAUGUUUCAAUGUAUGAUCGAGUAAAACGAAAAUCUAGUGAAAAAACCAAAGAACGAGAAAUGCAGGUUACUAGGAAAAGAGAUUUUAAUAAUCUAACAAAACGUCGCAAUAAUAAGAAACAUAAUAAGUUUGGUGAUUCUGACGAUUCUGAUUUCUCACAUGAUAGUGCUGAAGAAACAGAUGCUUUUGAGGAAGAAAAAGUAGCUAAACCAAGCAAAGAAGUUGUAAAUGACAAAAGUGACAAUGGACCAAAGCGUAAACGAUGUAUUAUUGACACCUCAACAUCAUCCGAUGACGAUGAUAGCCAGUUCUAUAAAUCAUUCCAGAAAAACUCUUUGAAUAACAAAGAGAAAAGUAAAGGUUUGACAGGGAAAAGUAACAAGCAUUCCGUCAAUGAUAUCUACUCGUCAGAUUCUUCAGAAACGGAUAUUGACUUUCCACCGAUAUCUCCGGCAAAGAAGAAAAUCAAAAAGACCAAAACAAAAAGUAAAAAACCUCAGAUACAUCAUGAUACUGAUAGCGAUUUGGAAAAUAACAAAGAAAAACAGAAAAAGAAGAAAUUGACAUCUAGCAAGCCUAAACCAAAAUCUACACCUAAGAAGAAGUCUGACAUCAAAACACCAGCUGCAACUACACAAACAGAUACACACGAGUCAGACAUGCUUGAUAUAGAUAGUGGGGACAUGGACAUAUUUGAUAGAAUCAAAUUGAAAAAUCACAAAAAGAAAGAGUUAGUCAAAGAUGCUGUUACACCUAAUGCUAGAAGGUUUGAUACGACAACUGAUGAUUCUGAUAACCAUUUGUUCUCACCGAAUAAAAUCAGUAUGGCAAAGACGGAACCCAAACCUACUGCAAAGAAACUCACAAUAAUGUCUGAUCUCACAUCCGAUUCUGACUCUAGUUUCCCUGAUUUAUCACCUAAAAAGAACUGUGUCACAAAGAAGAAUCAUACUAUGGAAAGUAAGAAACCUGCUGUCACUGUUGGCGCUGGUGUCAUUGCUCAAACUAUUCGUAUGGAAGAUCUUGGUGAGAAGAAAGAUGAGAUGAAGAAGAAAGAUGAUGAUAUAAAGAAGAAAGAUGAUGAUAUAAAGAAGAAAGAAAAGACAAAAAAGAAAUCUAAAAAGAAUGACAUGAUGAAACCUGACGAGAAGAAUGCUGUAGAAGAUGGCAAAAGUCUGUUUGAGAAAAUGGAUAACAUCAUUCCUACUCAGUGUGAAUUGAAGGAUAAAAAUAGUAAACACAAGAAGGAAAUAAAAUCACCCAAGGACCUGCCUUAUCUUGAUGAGGAAGAAAUAAGCCAGGCUGAGAAGCUUGUUAAUAACAUGAACAAACUGGAAAAACCAAUGAAGCAUGACUCAGCAAAAUUGAAUAAGACAUCUAAGCAAGAUCAUGAGAAAACUAUCACCAAGAGUAAAACAUCAAAACUGGACAAGAUGGACCAUAAAUUGUCCAGUGAAACAGAAACAGACCAGGAAAGUAAAUCUCAUUCAACAGAUCAUUUGACCAAAUCUGAAAGUGAAAGUAGAAAAGAUGCAGACGAUAAGAAAUAUGAUCAAUCAGUCAAAACUAAACCCAAUAAAACGAAGAAGAAGAAACAUGACAGUAUAUCUGUGGAUUCAAUUCCCAAGGUCACGCCUGAAGUGUCAGAGAAAAAGGAUGUGGAUACAACAAAGAAAGUCAAUAACAAACAUGACAAAAUAGAAUCCAUUGAUGGCAUGUCUAAGAAGAAAAUUAACAAAAUUGAAAUUGAAGACAUGAUUACCAAGAAACCUCCUUGUAAACUGGAUAUGGAUGAUGGGCUUCUUAAACAACAUAACAAGCAUAACAACAAAGUUGAGAAAGACAUUGGCUACAAGAUAGGCUUUGGGUUCUUUGAAGACUUCCCGAUACUAGAAGAGUCAAAGUUAGACGACAUACCAAAGAAAAAGGAGCCUAAAGAGAAGGAGAAGAAGUCAAAGAAGAACAAAGAUGAUGAGCCAAAAACACCAAAGAAAGAGACAGUAAAGGGUGAAGGAAAAACUCCUAAAAAGAAAGAUAGAAAGAAGAAAGAUGGUACCACAGAAAUGAUUUCAAAAGAAAAUGGUCCCAAGCUGGAGGAACUUGUUGGCAAAUUGGCAGCUGGGGCUAUGCACAAUUCUGAUGUAUUCGACUUCCAAGAUGAAGAUGACAACAAACCGCUAUUUGCUGACUUCUUCAAGAUGAAAGAAGAAAUGACAAAGAAGGCUGCAGCUACAAAGAAGGAUAAGCCAGAUGGAAAGAAAGAAAAUAGGCUUUCUUCUGAAGAAAAAUCUGAGGAGUCUGAGUCUCAUGAAGAUGGAGAAGAGGGUAAAAAAUCUGGACCCAAAGAUAAGAAGGAUAAAGUUAAAUCAGAUGAAGCUAAGAACAUCAUGGAAAAGCUGGAGGAAUCUUUAAAAGAUAGUCUGUUUGGUCCAAACCCAGGGAGCAAGAUUGAUGAAACAAGCAUUACUAGCAUGUUCAGUUCAAAGCAUGUCAAAGAGGCAUGUAAGGAAGAGGCCAAGAAUAUCAUGGGAUUUGCAAGUCCAAAGGGAAUGGUGAAAUCGGACGAUGAGAGUUGUAAAAGCUUGACCAGUCCAACAAAAUCUGAAAUUAUAAGUCCAAAGGAUAAAUAUAGGAGAGACAUGGUAGUUGGUCAUGUAGAUUUUGAUACCUUUACCGAUCUCCAUAAGAAGGACGCAGAGGUUAAGUCAAAGGAAAUUUCAUCAGCUGAGGAAAAAUGGAGGGAAUUGAUAGCCGGAAAGGAAGAUGCAUACAGCAAGAAAAUCGAUAUUUUCACAGACAAUUUAACACCCAAGUCUGAUGUUCAUACGGACAAAAGUAAAGAAGAGAAAAAAGGCAAAGUGGAGGAAAAGAUUCCAGAAGUACCGGAGAAAUCAAGAGAAGAAAUCGUUGAAGAAGCUGUCUCAAGUUUGCAGAAGAUAACAGAGACACCAUCUGUUGUCACCCCUGAAGAUGAUAACUACCAAGAUGGUGGACUUGUUAUUGAUGAGACAACUGCUGCAGUAGAGACGGUAACAGAAGAACCAGUUAUGGCUGAGCAAGCACAGAAUGAGACUGACCUAGCAAUUCUGUCCAUUUUGCAGUUUGAUGAUAAGUCUGGCAGUUUUCCAGAAACACUACCUCAACAGAAUUCUCAUGUUUCUGAACCACAGCCAGAAGUGCCACCAGAAAAUAUUGUGGUAGAGUCAGAACAAGUUACAUUGGAUACAAAUCCUCUUGAUAGUAGUAUUGGAUCUGAGAACGACUUGGUGAUUGACACCUCUACACCUGAUCAAGUUGAGCUUCAGAAUGACAUCAACUUGCCAAUAACAGCUUCAAAACAGGAGAAGCCAAUAGCAGCACCUGUUCAGGAGAAGCUGGUCACAGCACCAAUUAAGGAGAAGCAGACAACUGCACCAAUUAAGGAGAAGCCAUUAAAGGCGCCAAUAAAAGAGAAGCCAGUAACAGCACCAAUUCAAGAGAAGCCAAUAGCAGCACCAAUUCAGGAGAAGGUAUCAGCAGCACCAAUUCAAGAGAAGCCAGUAUCUGUACCAGGACCAACAUCUGUACCAGUCGAACCUAGAAAGGAAACAAUUUUGCCUGCAAUGCCACCAGUGCAGGAGAAGCCAUUAGAACAUAAAGAAAAACCAAAAUCCAGAAGAAAUCAAAAAUCCAAAGAGCAGAUUGAAUUGCUUAAUGCACAAAAGGAACAACCAGCCAGAUCAGUUGGACAGGUAGUAAAAGACAACAACCAGAUGUUCAAUAUACAACCAGAACAAUCAAUACCACAAGUGCAUCAAGAUCUACAUGCUCAAUUUUUUGGACAGAUCGCAGAUUCAAAACAAAUCAUUUCCAAACAAAUUCCAGAAGUUCAAAAACCAGAACCCAGCAGAAGAACUCGGAGGCAGAAGGCAAAUGCCAAGGCUAACCACCAAAUUGAAGUGCCAGGAACCUUCUAUCCCCCAGUUUAUAAUGCUGUUGAUCAUAGUCUCCAUCUGACUAACAAUCUACAAGGUGGUGACGCAAGUGAAAAGGAGAAUGAGGAGAAGUUACCUCAGCCCUACAAUUUUGAUGUUGAGAAACAUGAAGAUGCAGACAAUCUACGUGUAUCUGGUGACGAAGGUGGCAGCAAUGCCGAUAAACGUACUCGCAGAGGGAGAAAACAACAGAACUACAAGGAAAUGAAUUCCGGUGUUCAUGGUCGAACGACUUCUCCCAGAUCAAGGUCGUCUCCAAGAUCUCCAAGGACAGGCAUGUCACCAAGGCAAGCUUUGUCACCACUUAGUUCACCUAAAGCAGAAUUGGCAGCACCUUUUGUAAAGAUAGAAAGACUUCCAUUUGGCUGCAAUAAAAAUGUGAGACCAGAGGGUGAAAUGUUUAAUGAUACCCUUGAUGGGAAACAACAAAUAAUUGAAGCUGUUGAAAAUCUACCAGAAAAUCAAGGUCUAACUGGAACAAAGAAACUGGUUGAAGAGAUUGCCAAACCUGCUAACAAAGAGGCCACCAAUGUUUUUGAUUUUGACGAUAAUGAGCCAGAACUGAAAAUUGUAACAACACCACUCAAGGCCACAAGGCCUAAGAAAGGUCGAAGAAAUACCCAAGAGGCAAUUUUACCACCACAACCGACAACUCCUGAAGUUAAAAUUUCACCCAAUGGGCCUAAUCAUAUUGUUUCACCUCUUGAAGGUAGAUGGCAGUGCAAGAAGGAUAGUGAAUCCGACAAGAAUGGUAACCAUCCUUUGAAAUUGCGAAUUGCUUUGACGCACACCACUGGGAUGUCAACCAAUACCACUAACAGCGUCAGUAGUAUGAUCAAUUCAGCAACCAUCAUAGACAGUACCAUUCCAAGCAUCAAGGAAAAGAAAGAUCUGGAUAGUCUGACCAAAGUCUCUUGUGCUACAACAUCAUCCAUCAUGUCAACAAUUGCUUCAGUAGCAUCGAACGCUGCACCAACAAUGGCCAACGUAUGUAUGGAUAAGAUGAGCAAUGUAGAUAGAAUUAUCGAUGAUGUGUCCAAAGGCAUCUUUGACUGGGACAGAGGAAACGGUCAGAUUGAACCAACUAAAGAGCAGAUCAUGAUGAGCAUGGCAAACAUGAUGCCUAAGGUCACAGACAGUUUCCCUAUUGCCCUGCAGCCAACAAAGAAGAGGCAUACUCAGAACCGUCACAUAGGAGAACUAGAUAUGAUGCCACCACCACCUAUGACAUCACUGCCAGGUCAUGACCUUGGACUUGCUGCUAAGUCUUCACCUAGUCUUGUACAACCACCAAUGGCAUCAUCACCUUUUGGGUUAAAUGUCAUGUCGAUGUCACAAGGUCAUCCACCAGUUCAGACUCCUCCAUUGACCUCUGCUGGUAUUCCAGUCAGUAUUGCCUGUACCUCAAGCAGUCAUCCAAGUCAAGUACAAAUUGGUGAGCCAGCUAUCACAUCCUUUAGUCAGGCUAGACCUACAUCUCAGAUUACAACUACAAAGAAUAAACCUUUGGAUAUGGCACUCAACCCACUUAACCCACUAAACAUGAUGGGUAGAUCAGAUGUUAUGACCUCUGCUGCCCAUUCCCUGUCAACUGCAGCUGUGGUCACUCAAACGACCACCACCACAAUAGCUCAGCAUAGCCCUGGACCAUCUGUUGUUAUGUCAUCACAGAAACCAAUGGUCACCACCAGUGGCAAUACCACCGUCUUGGCAGGUAGAACGGUUACAGUCAAGCCUCCAAACACCGAGGCUUAUCUCCAGCAGAUGGGUCUUCAUCCAUCGGCUAUUCCAUCGCAAGCACCGGUUUCUGCUCACCAAGUUCCAAUGCCUAGGAUGCCAGACAAUAAGCAGGGUUUUCCACAUGGGUUUCUACCAAAUCCAGCUUUCUCAAGACCAGAAGAACAUAGUAGACCAAUUCCAGCAAGUAUUUCUGAAAAACAACCUCAGGUUACAUCUUCUGCACCAACAUGUGUGGUACAUCCUAUUACCACAUCAUCUGGAAAAACAUUGGAUCCAAAACUAUUGCAGCAUCAACAGAUGAUGCAGGCAGUAGCAGCAAGCAGGGCACCAGUGGUGUCAACGACCAGCAGUGGACACUCAAUUCCACCAGCUCACAUGCAUCUAAGCCAGGCGCUUAUGGAGAAAGAACAACAUAUGCGUAACAUGGCCGCCCUGCAUAAUCAACCAAUGAUGCAUCUGAUGGGUCAGCCUCAUGUCAUGGCAAAUCACAUACAGCACAAACCAGAAAAGGCACCCAAAGGGAAACAGUCACAUAAAGCAGAACUGCCACAACCCAACGAGCCCUUACAGAGACCACCAAGUGCUCACAGCCAAAAGCCACAGUCAAAUGAGCCACAGAGGCCACUUAGUGCUCAUGAAAAUCAACAAAUGUUGCACGACCAAAUAAGGACUUUGAUGGGAAAAGGUAUGAUUCCUCCCGGUGCAAUUCCACCACACAUUCUACAAAUGUAUCAUCAACAACAACAACAGCAACAACAACAAAUAGCUGCAACACAACAACAACAACAACAACAGAUGGCCACAGCCAAGAUGGAGGAAAAGAAAGGACACAAGAACCAUACACCCAAAGAAAUGGUGUCUCCUGGCAUUGCUCAUCAGCCAUCCAGUAUGUUCGCAACCAGUAUAGCAUCCCAGUCGUCUAAUCCUCAGAUCAAGUCUCCUGCUUUGGCUCAGACGGCACCCAGUCCACAUCCUGUUUUUUCACAGCCAUCAACAUCUCAGGCUAGACCAAUUAGUCCAGGAAUGAAAAAGCAGUUGAAUGAGAAGUUUAAUCAGAAUCAAUGGACCAGUGAAAGUAUAGCUGAGGCCCAAAGGUCUGGACCAUCAUCUGGUGAACCAUCACCAUCUCCCAAACUCUGGGGAUAUGGUGGCAGUCAGCAACCCAAACCAGCUCACCAACAGAAUUUAGACUCCAGCAGUAAGACUCAUCAAGAGGCUAUCCGUCUCAUUGAACAACACAAACAACAAGAAAUGAUGAGAAUGCAGCAACAACAGGAUCAUGCAAAACUGCAAGAGAUUCAGAGGCAAGAAAUAGAAAGACGGGAAGAGAUUCUACGCCAAGCAGCCUUGAAGUCACGAGACGGCGUUCCAUCAACAUCAGCCAGUACGUCUCAACAGUCGGACCGAGACCGUCAAACAGCUUCGGUGCCUGGCAAGCCAAGGUCUAGUCACUUACCUAAUCAUUCAGAAAGUGGACCAAGUGUCAUGGACCCCAGAAAUCUACACCAUCUUCAAGGACCCAGAGGUCAUGGUGCAUUCGCCGCACCCACUGGCGAACUGAUUCAGGGAAUACCAGCACACCUGUACAGGGACCCAGAAUUUCAACAGAGAUUACACACUGCUGCAGCUCUUCGUAUGCCACAUCUACUGGAUCCACAUAUGUAUCCACAAGGAUACCCACUUGGACUGCCUCAUCCCUAUCAUGGACAGGUGGGUGGAUUGCCGAUAGACCAUCCACACUUGGCAGACCAAAGGCCUCCAUCACAGGGAGGUAGUAGCCAUAGUAUGAGGUCACCACCACCCAGGCAGGCCCAUCAAGCUGUUGCCAAGAGUCCAGCAAUUCCAGCCCAGCCACCAAACAGACAACAAAUGCCUGAUCCUCCACCUGGUGGAGAGGGGAGCUUACUCAGUUUGCUUCAGCGGUAUCCAGUAAUGUGGCAGGGAACAUUGGCGCUGAAGAAUGACAGCUGUGCUGUACAGAUGCAUGUGAUUUCUGGAUUCAAUUCCCUGGUCCAGACGGCUCUCCCACAACAGGUUGUAGAAGGGACAUGUCAGCCAUUGAGAAUUGCCCAGAGAAUGAGACUAGAAGCAGCACAGCUGGAAGGGGUUAUUAAAAGAAUGCAGUAUGACAAAGAUUAUUGUAUGUUGUUGGCUUUACCUUGUGGAAGUGACCAUGAUGAUAUCAUCUACCAGACGAGAGCCAUGUCAACAGGCUUUAUACAGUACUUACAACAGAAACAAGCUGCAGGAAUUGUCAAUGUGGCUGACCCAGGCUCACAACAGCCUGCCUAUGUGGUGCACAUAUUUCCCCCAUGUGAGUUUUCACACGAGACUUUGGGAAGAUUGGGAUUUGAGCUUUUACAUCAAGUUCGCAACCUGAGCCAUCUUUUAGUCAUCAUUACAACAGUGGCUUAGAUUUUGUAAGAUGGAAUAUGUGUCUUCACUAUCAUGGAUUUGACUCACUCCCGGACAUGACAUUAUUAAACACCGGAUUGGACAGAGGAUGUAUUUCUCAAAAUGACACUGGAUUUAACUUAAAAGUGCUACACACGUUUAAUGUUAAUAAUGGAGAAUGGAUUAUUAUUAAAUUGGAUUUUUGUAUAAAAUCAGUUUAUAUAGAUAUUUAUGAUUGGAAUUUAUGUGGAUGAUUUUGUAGAAGGAAUAUAUUAACACGGAUAUAUUAUUAUGCUAAUAUGAUAAUAACAAACUUAUGAAAUAUUCUUUAAAAAAGAUACACAACUUACAUACUAAAUAUGUAUAUGUAAUAGAACGGUUUAGAUAACGAGAAUUUGACCAGUUCUCAAUAUGGAUUAUGUAUUUACUUAUAUUGGGAUAUACUUGUACAUUUAUUCUCUCUAACAUGGAUAAUACAAAGUGCUAGUACUUGAAGCAGUAGUGAAAUGUACAUUGCUAUUGUCGACUGCUUGUGGAUUUAUUUAAUAAUGUUUUUAAUGUAUGAAAAAGACUUAUCGCUGGGAUUAAUAUUUUCAGAGAGAGAGAUAAUCUAAUUCAAUAUUGUGUUCCAUUACUUUCGGGUGGAAUUAAAAUUUCAUAGAGAAUUUCAAUUUAAUGUGGUAUAUAUAUUGUGAUUAAUGGAAUUUUACUUCAUACACUGGAUUUUUUU
Messenger RNA from Mytilus trossulus (common blue mussel), 16067 nucleotides. RefSeq names its product msx2-interacting protein-like. The transcript has 18 exons. NCBI's taxonomy places the organism in Eukaryota, Metazoa, Mollusca, Bivalvia, Mytilida, Mytilidae. The coding region runs from base 158 to 15358 and encodes 5066 amino acids. Gene Ontology annotation, molecular function: RNA binding. The record is from RefSeq and is a predicted model, not a curated record.